AAAUUCUUCAGUUGAUUUACUCCCAAUUUGUGGUAUCAAGCUUGUUCCUUAGGGCGGAAGUGAAGACAGAACUGCGGUGGACUUCUUGGAGUGAGAAUACUGGAAGGUAUGGCAGACUCGUUUUUGACAGGGGUCUUUGUACAGUGAACUGAAUGCUACACCAUAUUUAAAGAGUUAUCCAUCUAUAAGAAACAAUGAGGGUGGUGAUACAACGAGUGUGUCAGGCAUCAGUCACAGUGGGAGAGGAAGUGAUCAGCUCCAUUGGUCGAGGCCUGUGUGUUCUAGUUGGCAUUCACAAGAAUGAUACUCAGGCUGAUAUAGAUUUCAUAGUUAGGAAGAUUCUCAAUACCAGACUCUUUGAAGAUGGAAGUGGGAAGCGGUGGCAGUUGAGCGUCAAAGAUGCUGGUCUGGAGGUCCUAACCAUUUCCCAGUUCACCUUGUACUGUGAAUUGAAGGGAAAUAAACCAGACUAUCGUCAUGCUAUGGGCGGGGAAGCAGCACAAGAGUUUUAUGCAGACUUUUGUACCCAAUUAUGCAAGCAGUAUAAAAGUGAUAAAGUCCAAGAUGGGAAAUUUGGAGCUAUGAUGCAAGUCAACAUUCUUAAUGAUGGUCCAGUAACAAUCAACAUUGAUUCUCCUCAAAGGACUGAUAAUUCUGCUAAUAAAACUAUUGGUUAACUAAAUGCUUUUAUAAGGCACAAUAAUAAAUUAUUCACAUUGUAUCUUUAAUAGAUCUUGAACCCUAAAAUUAAAAAUACAUUUAUA
Procambarus clarkii (red swamp crayfish) is the source of this 764-nucleotide messenger RNA. The record is from RefSeq and is a predicted model, not a curated record. NCBI's taxonomy places the organism in Eukaryota, Metazoa, Arthropoda, Malacostraca, Decapoda, Cambaridae.